Molecule: messenger RNA, 588 nt
Organism: Verticillium dahliae VdLs.17
Lineage: Eukaryota; Fungi; Ascomycota; Sordariomycetes; Glomerellales; Plectosphaerellaceae
Exons: 6
Coding region: 1-588 (195 amino acids)
Source: RefSeq, a predicted model, not a curated record
AUGGCCCAUCCAGUGAAGGAGUUCCGUCUGCCGACCAUCGUCUUCAUUCCCGGCGCUUGGCACGGCCCGUGGGCUUUUGAUACGGUCCGCAAGAACCUGGAGAGUCACGGAUACCCAGGCUCGGCAACGACACUGGCCUCGCUCGCCAAUCUCGACUCCGAUGGGGGCAUGUAUGAGGACGCAGCAAGCAUCCGCACCGAGCUUGAGGGGCUCAUCGAGCGUGGAAACGAGGUCGUUGUGGUCGCACACUUAGGGAAACAAUGGAGGCGCGGUAAUAUUCGCGUGCUUGGCCUCGUUCGCCCAUAUCUGCUGGAAUGCGCCUCGAAGAUGAUGUUGGCGGCGGCUAUCCUGACUGGUAGAACAUCACUGAUGGCUUCCCAUCACCUGUCAGAGCGUUGGGACAAAUCAGCUUUCGAGACGAGUCAAAGACUUCAAGUUGGAUACACCUUUACAGAGAAAAGCCAGGCCAUUGCUGUUGAGGCUCAAAGGGGCAUGGUAUCCCAGUUCCCGGCCGGAUCGUUCACUAUCAACCUGAACACCAGCCACUCGCCGUUCCUGAUUGGAAAUGAGAUGGACCUAAGUAACUGA